AGCAUAGAUAAUAAUAAAUGACACCGAGGAUUUACGUGGUAUACCCUGAUUUUGGGCCAGUCCACGGGAACAGCAGCUCCGGAGUAUUUCUUUACUAUAACAAUGAUAGGUUACAGAGAUUUUCUCGAUACAAGCAAUAGAACACACGGUGUUUCCCAAACAACCUCACUAUUUCACUCACAAGGAAAUCUCAUAUCUACCCGUGAUUGUGAAAACGUUUCACAAUCGAAACCACAAGAAAGA
Molecule: messenger RNA, 243 nt
Organism: Linum tenue
Lineage: Eukaryota; Viridiplantae; Streptophyta; Magnoliopsida; Malpighiales; Linaceae
Source: the annotation of a GenBank genome assembly